Molecule: messenger RNA, 912 nt
Organism: Fusarium subglutinans
Lineage: Eukaryota; Fungi; Ascomycota; Sordariomycetes; Hypocreales; Nectriaceae
Exons: 1
Coding region: 1-912 (303 amino acids)
Molecular function (GO): oxidoreductase activity
Source: RefSeq, a predicted model, not a curated record
AUGAGUGAUAACAUUCUUGUGCUGGGAGCUGGCGAGCUAGGUACUGCCAUCCUAGAGGCAUUGGCAAAGCAUCCUUCGAGGGCCAACGCCAAGCUGUCGGUCUUAUUGCGUCCGUCGUCCAUCAAUUCAACAGCUCCAGAAAAGAAAAAGCAGAUCGAGCACCUUCAAGGUCUCGGUAUCACACCGCAGCCCGGUGACGUCGAGUCUUCGACUUCUGAGCUUGCUGCCAUCUUCCGCAACUACGACACCAUCAUCUCCUGCAACGGCAUGGGCCGCCCAUUUGGUACGCAAACUAAGCUAGCAGAUGCCGUGUUUGAGGCAGGCGUAAAGCGAUACUUCCCGUGGCAGUUUGGGAUGGACUACGACGCCAUUGGAACGGGCAGCGAUCAGGACCGGUUUGACGAGCAGAUCAACAUCCGGAAGAAGCUCAGGGCGCAGAACAAGACCGAGUGGACCAUCGUGUCGACAGGACUUUUCAUGAGUUUCCUGUUCCUAACGGACUUUGGGGUCAUUGAUCUCGAGCAGAAAGUCACUCGCGGGCUGGGAACCUGGGACACCAAGAUCACCAUCACUGUACCACGAGAUAUCGGCAGAGUAACGGCAGAUAUAGUUUUCGACCCACGAGGAAUCGCAAACGAGGUCGUCCAUAUUGCCGGCGAUACGCUAUCAUACAAGGAGAUCGCGGAUCUGGUAGACGAGCGGUUCGGAGAAGGUACUUUCAGAAGAGAGCUUUGGGAUAUGGAGACGCUGAAGAAGCAGCUUGCAGAGGGUCAGCCUGUGGCGGAAUACAAGGCUACUUUUGCUGUUGGUAAGGGUGUUGCUUGGGAUAAGGAGGGGACAGUGAAUGUGGCGAGGGGGAUUCAGAUGACUGGGCUUAGAGAAUAUCUCAAAGAUGUGAAUCUGGUCAAGUAG